UAAAAGUUGGUUUGGCUUAUUUUGUCUCUUCAUACAUCCAUAUAUUUCACACUGUAGAAAUGGCUGCAGUUGAGAAACUGAGAAGUGUUAUCAACGAGCGACUAGCUGCAGCUGCCGAUGAAAUAUUUGGAGUUUUUUCUCAAACUUUAUCAGCAUACGAGGAGGAGAUUUGUCGUCAGCGCAGAUUAUUGGAUACCGUAUUGAAGCCGCAGAUAAAGCUGCACAAAACCGAGCUCCCUCAGCAACAUGUCUGUAAUGAGGAUGAGGUUCUCAGUGACCAGCAGCUCUGUAGUCAGGAAAGGAACUCCAGUCUGGACCAAGAGGACCCAGAGCCUCCACAGAUUAAAGAGGAACAGGAGGAACUUUGCACCAGUCAGGAGGAAGAGCAGCUUGAACUAAAGCAGGAGACUGAUGUCUUCAUGGUGACUCUUACUGAUGAGGUAGGGAGAGGCAGACGGAAGAAGCUGGCUGGUAAAUACAGAACUCAGAAGAGGAAAGCAGAGGAAACUGAGGAUUUAGAGGUCCAAGAAGACAGCACUGAGUCUCCAACCAGAGAGAGAAAGGGGAGGAAAUGCAAGAAAGAUGUCAGUCCUUGUCCAAGUAAAACUCCAGAGCGGUCCCCAGAGGGUUCCAGGUCUCCUCAGCGGUCUGAAAGGUCUCCUCAGCAGUCUGAAAGGUCUCAUCAGCAGUCUAAGGGGUCUCCUCAGCAGUCCCAAGAGUCUCGGCAGCAUUCACCUUCUCCCCCUCCUCCUCUUAACAGACAGCCCGAAUCCUCGGAUGAUGAAGAUGAGUCAGCUUCCCCCGCCCUCCCUGCUGGCAAGUCCAAGUCCAAGCCUGAAGUGAGCAAGGGCGACAAAGGGAAAGGCAAGGCCCAGAAUGAGAACCCACCCCCUGGUGCAUCAUACAGCUUCACAGAGGCACAGGAGGAGGCAAUCGCUCACUGGGUGGAGAGUAACAAGGUACUGUAUGACAUGAAGGACAAACAGUACAAAGACAAGGCAUUAAGGAGGCAACUAUGGGAGGGAAAGGCUGCGGAGAACGGGAUGGAUUAUCAUUCAAUUCAGAAAUGGUACCACACACAGAGGACUCGAUUCUCGAAGCUGCGGGAGGGCCAACCCAAGAAGAAAUCCCAGAAGAGGUUCGGUGAUGGUCUGUCGAGUGGUGACGAGGAAGACCCCAUCCUUGCUGAGGUGGCCAGUGAGAAUGACAGUGACCGUGACAAGUUCAUCCGCCGGGUCUUUGGGUUCAUGAAGCCACACAUCAGACGUCACAAGAAAGAUACACCAGCUAGUUUUAAGGACAAGUUGGCCCUGGCUGAGACGGGUGAGCUGGCUGGGAGUGACGAACCCAGGGAGCCCACCAAGAGGUACACUGGCUACCCUACACCGAGACCUCCUUCCAGGACAGGAACAGCUGUUGAGGACCGACCCGAGUCUCCUACUAUGGAGAUGAGAGUUACCGGAGCAUCCCGUGAUCUCCAAGAUAGGCUGGUUCAGUUCAUCACUCGAGAGCAGCAAGUCAACAGGGCCACUCCUUUCUGCAAGUACCUGGAAACCGAACUGGAUCGUCUGCAUGAUGCCUGCCUGGAACCUGCGUAUGAGGAGAUCACCACAGUUCUUAACCAUUACCGGAAGGUGUCCAGACAGUUCAGGAUGCGGGAAGCGGCUGGUGACCAGAUCAGUCCCUUAGAAGAUGUCCCGUCAGCAUUCCAGUCGCAGCAGCCGCAGCAGCAGAGGCCAGUUGCUGUGAUCCCAGUCUGCACAUCUGCCACCUACUCAAGACUAGGGAUGGGAAUCGAGAACCGGUACUAAGUCAGUACUGGUACUUGAUUGGACGGUAUUGGUAUACCAUUAAGCCGCUGGACAAACGGUGCUGCUAUCGGUAUAUGAAUUACGCUACUUCCUUAGUUUAAACAAUUCUGGUUGGUUGGGAACCCUCAUCCAGUUUGAGUGCCACUCUGAUUGGCCACUGUGAAUGCCACUCGUCAUGUCUCCUAACAGCGCUCUUCUUAUUGUGAGACUCCCGGGGGCAGACUAUAGGGGCAGACGCAACAUCUUGCUAGAAACAGCGUCUCAAGGCUUCUUAACAUUUAACAACCUAUUAAUGAUGCAUACCCACUUAACGGGAAGAAACUCACCUAACAGACGAUAUUAACCAUUUUACCUACACGGAACAGAAGUCCAACACCAAGAGUCUAAAUCAACACAUAGCAAAACGAGCUAACGGGGCUAACGGCUACUUUAGCACAUAACUGGAAAAAGCAAUCUUUUCUACGUCAUUAGCCUCAUCUCAAUACCCCUCCUCGACUCCUCUCUUCCCCUCCUCCGGGACUUGACCCGGAAAUCGAUCAAGACAC
Messenger RNA from Trematomus bernacchii (emerald rockcod), 2356 nucleotides. RefSeq names its product muscle M-line assembly protein unc-89-like. The transcript is spliced from 7 exons. Lineage: Eukaryota; Metazoa; Chordata; Actinopteri; Perciformes; Nototheniidae. Bases 60 to 1811 code for a protein of 583 amino acids. The record is from RefSeq and is a predicted model, not a curated record.